AUGGCGUUUAUGCCAGUACGCACGCAUGUUAUGCGUUUAAUUGGACAAAGCGGUAACUACUCCACUCUGUUACGACGAUCCAUGGCUUAUAAGAGCGCUAUAUCUUUGGAGACCUUAUAUCCUAAUAGUUCUUUAAAGCUUUCUACACCCUCAUUCACUCCUGAUCCAAACGAAAAAUUCUCGGGUUAUAUACCUAUAGAGAAAUUAGACAUUAAAUAUAGUGCCAGUUCGGGACCGGGAGGACAAAAUGUCAAUAAGGUACAUACAAAAGUUGAUUUGAGAUUCAAAUUAAAUGAAGCAGAUUGGAUUCCUGCAGAAGUAAAACAUAAAAUGUUGGAGCUUCAUGGCAACAAACUUACUAAGGAAGGAUACUUAAUUCUACGUUCAGAUCUGACCCGCUCUCAACAAUUGAACCUUGCAGACUGUCUUCAGAAACUCAGAAAUAUGUUACGAGAUGCUGCAGUUACCAAACGGAAGCCUGCACCAGAGACUGAAGAAAAAAUCAGACAAAGACACUUAAAGGCGUCGCGGCUGCGUGUUGCCAUCAAGCGUGAAGCAGCUUUAAAGCGUGCCCAGAGUCAAUCACCAACUGUUAUGGACUUA
Messenger RNA from Brenthis ino (lesser marbled fritillary), 603 nucleotides. The record is from the annotation of a GenBank genome assembly. Lineage: Eukaryota; Metazoa; Arthropoda; Insecta; Lepidoptera; Nymphalidae.